This is a messenger RNA of Mollisia scopiformis, 2038 nucleotides long. RefSeq lists its product as uncharacterized. Lineage: Eukaryota; Fungi; Ascomycota; Leotiomycetes; Helotiales; Mollisiaceae. The record is from RefSeq and is a predicted model, not a curated record. The transcript is spliced from 6 exons. Bases 375 to 1823 code for a protein of 482 amino acids.
UAUAUCCUCAUCCACAUUUUGCGAUUCUUAUACCUUAGCGCCUUGACUUACACGGUUAGCGAAGAAGAAUUAUCGACAUGUAUACUUACUGGCCGCGAGCUCCAGACCUUUGCGAUGGACAAGUUUCACGGUCACCAACGGAGGUACCUUCCGAGAUGUCCUCUUUGGACCACAGAUUUGCUAUAUCUGGUCAUUGGCAAGGAAUAAUAUUGUCGCAAGCAUGCCAUUAAUAUAGCGAUGCAGUAGCCAAACACGACAAUUUAACCGGUCGAAACAGCCUCUUCUUCUAUUUUGAGAUGACGGCGACGCAAAGCUUUCACACUCCAUCAUGUUCUGCAAGCCGAUGGCACUGAACCUGGAAGCUUACAGGAAAGAUGAAUGCCUUUCUGCAGGCGCUCUUGUCAAUCUCCACGAUCUCUGUCGCCCUUGCCAGCCCUUGCAAUACAUCAGACGAGUAUGACAUAAGUACUGCAUUCUCGAGUCAGGAUGAUCUGGAUCAGAGGCUUGCUGGGUGUACCAGCAUCGACGGCUGGCUUCACAUUGCACACAACUACACUGGAUCCUUCAUCCUGAACAACAUCACCAACAUUGCAGGCGGAAUCAGCACUUAUGAUGGUGCUGGAAAUUCAACAGGCAUAACUUCUAUCGAGGCGAAUGGUCUACUGAGUGUUCAAGAGUUGGUCGUGUUUGGUGUGCCUACUUUGGAAAACAUUUCAUUUCCCGAUCUGGUAACCAUCGACAACAUUGGGGUCGACCUAGCCUCCGGGGGAGAGCUCCAUUUCCCCUCUUUGACGAAUUGUACAACCAUUGUACUUUCUGGAUCAAUCUCCAGGAUGGACUUUUCAUCUUUGAGCUCCGUGGACGAUGAAUUAUCAAUAUCUAGUAAUGAUACAAUUAACACACCCAUCUCUCUUGAUUCCAUCAUUCCUUCAUACUCUCCGUUGGAUGUUGACUUUCCCGCUCUGCAAAACUGCAGUCAAUUGUUGUUAUAUGGGAAUAUUUCAAGCGUCUCUAUGCCACUGCUUGAGUCUUCAGUUCCAGGUCCGUUUUCAUCUGGAGGAGGAAUCAAGAUCGCCACCAACGGGAAUCCACUGAACUUGACUUUUCCUAAGCUUUGGAAUACCACUCAGAUUGUGUUGAGUGGGACUAUUGGACAGUUCUCAUUUCCCUCUCUUCUCACACUCGAUGGAGGUGUCACGGUCAACAGCUUCUAUCCCCUGAACUUCAGUCUUGCACCACUUGAGAAUGCCACAAUCCUUACCAUGCAGGGCAACGUGACAGGUCUUGGCUUAGGCACCAUACAAGAAUUGCAGCAACUGUCCAUAUCUUCAGAUGAGCCACUCGACUGCGGCAUUGUGUCCGACGACUGGGCACGUAUCCAGAAAACGCCCUUAAUCACAAAUCCUGAUCAACAACACGGAAAAAGCGCUUGGAAAGGCUUCCGUUGUGACUCCACCCGAAAACUCCCUAUAUCAAAAGCAACAAAGCUCAAACUAGGCCUUGGCAUAGGCCUAGGUCUACCUGCCUUCGCUGCCUUGCUGUUCUUUGUCUACAAAGAAAUCACAUGGCACAGGGCUCGAGCAGUCAAACCGCCUCCAUACGAACAUGAACUAGAUGACCGACAUGAGCGUGGUGAGCCUCUGCCAACAUAUGCACCGCGACGGAUGUCAGAGACUGCGGUGACUGUGAGCGAAGUGAGCUCUUUAAGUGACUUUGAUGAGGAUGAUAGGCGGCAUGAGGGAGGACCGCCAAGUUUGCUGGAAGAGUCGGGAGAGAAUGCUGGGUAUAUGGAGACAAGGACCGGACAUGAAGGGCAUACGUGAACUUGUUUGAAAUACUUUGUUGCUACUUCAUACCAGCAUUUACACUUUGUCGUGUGGCUCAUGUAAAUGAGUGUUGCAAUUUCAUGAAGGAUUUAUUGGAGCUUAGCUUGUCCCAUUUACUGCAGCGACAUCAAUACGUCAAACGCUGAUGUCGUCGAUAGCCAUCAAUAAACCGCCGAGGAAAAGAAAGAACACGCAAUGGAACUGUAUACGGC